UUCAAUAUUCCUAUCGGUGUGUUUAACGGACUCAUUAUUGGGUGUCAUCAACUCUAGACUUGGCAGUUUGCUCGAAACCAAAACGAGGUAAAGUGUGUGUUAUCGUUUAUCAGGUACAUUUGUAUACACUCGUUAGCGGACUCGGUGGAAAUUUCCACUCGUUUUUAUCAGUCUGCAACUGUAGCAAAGGAGAGCAUAAAAGAAUAUGGGCAUGGUGAAGCAACUCUUCUAGCUAGGAAGCAGAAUAACGAUUUGACAUUUGCAUCACAUUGGAACUCUAUUCAAAAAUUUGACUAUUUGAGCGAGUGGGGCUUCUUGUUGUUGUCUGACGUCAGCAAUUCAUUUCUGUGAUGGUGAAAUCGUUGGAACGGAGCCAAAGAUAAUCUCCAACUUCAAACACACGGUGGUCCCAUAAGAGAAAUAUCUGGAUCUAAAAGCUUUCGCUGAAAUAUUUGCAGCCCAAGGGCAAGUGGGGGUGUUAUCGGAUUCUUCAAAUUCACCCUAGCAACGGAAUUGGAAUACAAUACACUAUCUCAUCCUUUUUGAACAGUGUUGCAUCUGAUAGAUAAUUCUAACCUGAGAUCCGUUUCUGCCUACAUCAGGCUUCAUACCAACUAGCGGCCAUUGGAAUGCAUUUUGUCUUGAUGUGACAUUUGUAUUUGUGGUGACCUUUAGAACGUAACACACUGUUAGCCGUACCUCACUGCAGCGAGUCGGACAAAAGUGCUGAGCAACUCGGAGACAGAAUUCAAAGGGAAGCUAACAGUUGUUUUCUUGCCAAAGCAAUCGGUAUUCUUGCUGUGUCAACGUCGUAGCCGCGCUAUAUAAUAUCUACAUAAUUGGAUUCUGUGACUCAUUUCUGGCUUGAUUUGGUCUUCUGCGUCUUAACGUGACUUGCCUCUCCAGACUGUGAUUAUCAUGAUGCCAACAAUGAUGCUGGAGAAGCCGCGGCUUGUAGAAAGCGUGGUUGCUGAAAAGUACGAGUGGAUGUUAGGAAAUGGAUUACCGCCUCAUAAGGGUGAAAUGGAUGGAGCCGCCAAGAAGGUCGUCGACAAUGUUGUCGCGGGCGACAAUUCCUCCGACCAAGAAUCGACUAUCAGCCAAGACGAGAACAAGGAUCGGGGCAACUGGUCGGGGAAAUUGGACUUUCUUCUCUCUUGUUUAUCAUAUGCCGUCGGUCUUGGAAAUUUGUGGCGGUUUCCAUAUCUAUGUUACAGCAAUGGAGGAGGUGCCUUCCUCAUCCCCUAUGUUAUCAUGCUGACCUUCACUGGUGUGCCGUUGUUCUUCAUGGAGCUGUCGUUCGGCCAGUACGCCAGCUCUGGCGUUGUGUCCAUAUGGAAAAUCUGUCCGCUCUUCCAAGGUAUCGGAUGGGGCAUGUUUAUGGUGUCCUUCUUUGUGGGCAUCUACUAUAAUGUCAUCAUCGCCUGGACGCUGUAUUACAUCUUCGCCUCGUUUACGGCUCAAGUUCCGUGGGCCACGUGCGACAACGAAUGGAAUACGCCUGCGUGCAGUCUUCUUGGAAUAGCCGAAGCAAGGAAUUGCACCAAUUACAACGGGACGUACUUCAACCACACGUGUUUCACGAUAGAUGAGUAUGGGGAGGAUAUGUUUUACCACGUGCAGAACUUGUCGAACUUGACAGAAGUGCCACAGCCAAAGAGUCCAAGCGAUGAGUACUUCCAUAACUAUGUCCUAGACAUCAGUGAAGGUAUUCACCAGAUGGGGGGCCUCAGGUGGCAGCUUGCCUUAUGUCUGCUCCUGGCCUGGGUGCUCGUUGGGUUGUGCCUUAUCCGUGGGAUCAAGUCGUCAGGAAAGGCCGUGUAUUUCACUGCCACUUUUCCAUAUCUUGUUCUCAUCGUCCUGCUGGUGCGCGGGGCCACGCUUCCCGGCUGCCUCGAUGGAAUUCUAUUCUACUUGACACCGGAAUGGCACAGACUUCUCACUGCCAAGGUCUGGGGCGACGCGGCCGUGCAGAUUUUCUUCUCCUUGUCACCGUGUUGGGGCGGACUCAUCACUUUAGCGUCUUACAAUAAGUUCCAUAACAAUGCUCUCCGGGACUCAUUAUUUGUUGCCGUCGGCAACUGCUUGACGAGUAUCUUCGCCGGAUUUGUGAUCUUUGGCAUCAUUGGUUACAUGGCGCAUGAACUUGGCGUCGGUGUUGGUGAGGUUGCACAACAAGGUGCCGGACUCGCGUUCAUCGUGUAUCCACAGGUGGUGACGAGGUUGCCAAUCUCUCCCCUAUGGUCCAUCCUCUUCUUCUCGAUGUUGCUGACCCUCGGACUCGGAACUCAGUUUGCAGUUGUCAAUACAGUCCACACGACAUUACUGGACCGCUUCCCGAAGAUCCUACGUAAAGGAAAACGCCCGGCAUUUACGCUGGUGGGGAUCUGCCUGGUGUGUUAUCUGAUUGGUCUAGGAUGUUGUUCAGAGGGCGGCAUGUACCUACUACAACUGUGGGAUAACUACGCGGCCACGUACAGUGUCUUGAUCAUCGGGUUUACCGAGUGUGUUGCUAUCUCAUGGGUGUAUGGUGUCGAAAGGUUCAUGGAUGAUAUUCACUGCAUGUUGAAGACCCAUCGGCCGUCAAUCUGGUGGAAGAUUAUGUGGAAAUUCGUCACUCCUCUCAUUCUGGUGUUUAUCAUCAUCUUCACCUGGAUCGACUUCAAGCCGUCAAAAUACGGCACCCACGUGUUUCCUGCCUGGGCUGACGCGAUUGGCUGGGUGAUCACGCUGGCUUCUCUCUUGCCCAUCCCGGCCAUCGCCAUCUAUAAGGUGGUCAGAUAUGAAAUACAAGGUCGAAACUAUUGGGAGCGUGUCAAAUCUUUGUGUAGUCCAACAGGCGACUGGGGACCCGCACUUCCUGAACAUCAGUUGGAGCGUGUAAAAUACGAAAGUCAAGGCCAAAGUCAGGAAUCGGAUUCUUCGUAUUUUGAAUCUCAACUACCUCUAAGUAAAAAUUAUGAUGGCUCCAACGGCUCAAAUGGUGUGAAUUCAUCAAACAAUAUUGCAAGUAACGGACUCCUGAAUAAUACGCCAACUGUCCAAGAGGGGAGGAAGCAGGGAGAGACGUCUAUAUGAGCAUCAGGCCCGAUGCAGAGAGAACGCUGUUGGAUUCGAGCUGUUUCUGUGGAGGAUGUGACACGGAGGCUGGCGUAUGUGACCUGGGGUGGUAAAGGGGAAAAAGGAUCUCUUGGGAGGAGUUCGUGUGAGCACGUAGUCUCAAGCAUGCAUGAACUUCGUGAGGUGUAGGCCAGCGAGGAGUGGCGCUCCGUGGAUGCAGAGCAGGGAGUUUAUGAAUGAUGAUUCGCUCAAGCAUUUUGUGAUAAACACGUAGAUUGUCUUUUGUCGACACGGAAAUAACAUGAUCCACAACGCAAUUUGUGAUAUAGGAUAUCUAGUGUGUGCCGUUAUGAGUUCUCUUGUCUCAUGAGCGGCCGCUAGUUUUUUUGCACUCUGAUAAAAUCUUCGCAAUCCUACGUGGUGGAGAGGACUGGAUUAGUGGAACAUGAAACACAUUACGUCCAAGACAAGUCAAGAAGUCUGGUGAAGAACUUGAUAAGGAAAGGUAGAUGUGGAAAAAUUUGUUAAUCUUUACCAAGAAUUGGCAAGUGUUAGUAGUUUUGUUUCGACUCUGUCGUUUUGAAAGGUCUUGGUACAGAGUGAGCUGUACGGCCACCAGGUAGAGCUGUUAGAUGGAGGUCAGGGAACCCCUAUAGACAGGACAAGGGAGUGUAGUUGUGUGUUGGCAUGGCAGCAGAGGUUUAAACUGGUUCAAAUGCAUUCUGAUACGAAGUUGUCCUGUCAGAGUCUGUUAGUGUUUUCAGGGAAGAUGGCUUCAGAUUUUCUUCUGUCUACAUAUUGUUCAGCUUAAGAUCAUUUUGUAUGAUACUAAAUUUGCCACGAACCACCUUUGUGUUGCAGGCAUAUACUCUGCCUAACAACCCAUGGUGCGCUGGCCUCUUCAGUGUGGCUGUGGCAGAGUUCCUUUCUGUGUUUUCUUCAACUUUCCUUUUGCAAAUGGUGUAGAGUAGUCAUAUUUUUCUUAAUCGAUCAUCACGUCAUGCCCAACACAUAUUGUACUCUACGCAUGAAAUUAUACCGUGCUAUGACGCACGGUGCCAUUUAUUCCUGGUGCCGGUCCAAUACCUUGCUCGUGGUGCACCAGCUUGCGUGCUUCGGAGACCCAUGGGGCUGUGCAGGCUGACAGUUCCCAACUUGACAGGUGGUCUCAGGAGAAGCCAGACCAAAAUUGGACAUCCUACCCUAAGGUGUAGGUCUACGGCCUCGUCACUAGGCGUGUAGUCGGAUGCCCACGCACCCUUAGGAUUAAAAUGGUGAUAGGCCAUUAACAUUAAGGCAGUCAAAUGCUCAAAAUAAGAUAUCUAAGCACAGCCUUCGAAUAGUUUAAACCUCCGCUGCCAUGAUCCAGUGAUCAGUGUUCGCCCAAUGUGCUGGCACUUGUCUUCAUUUUAAACAGCAUUCCUCGCUUAUUUGCUGCAUUUUUUGUGAGGAGGUCGUGCUGUUCGAAAUCACCUUCAUACUCCAGUAGAGCUGUAUAUGUAUGUAAAAAACAGAAAAUCAUUAUCAAGUUUUGCCUUGACAACAAUAGUAUGCGAUAUACCAGAAACUUUCAAAACUUAGUCGAGGUAAUUAGAAAACUGCUUGUAAAUAGCCUUUCAUUUCUUCCCUCGAACAGGGCUGUUGCCUAAGAAAGUACUUAUGUCCGUAUCAUCAGAACGCCUGUGUCUGAGGCGGAGUCGUUUCCAUGAUAUGGUGUUUGAGUAUUUACUGUUAGCCAAGAAAUGUUUGCCUUUUAUUUUCGAGUUCAAAUAAUUGAAAGUGAAUAUCUUCUCGAAGUGACAGAGUGUCAGAACUCAAAAUAAAAGAAGAAUGCGACUGAGUUCUCAACUUUCAAAGCUGUAAUUCAAAUUUUACUCUUUCCUUGGCUUGAAUGGUUUCCACUUGUGACGUCAGUUCGAUGUUACAGUCUUGAAAAAUGUUCCAUAAUUAUUCAUUUUGAAAUGUUUAGUGUAAAAAUAAACUCUGUGUCUCUGUUUUCGUCGUAUAGGAAUUUUAAUAUUUUUUUUUGUGUUGUGUUUUGGGAAAAAGUGGAAAAGAGAGCAAAAAUACUAAAUGCAAGUUGUAUGGAAAAAACAGCUGAUUUGUUUUGAUGUAGUCCUAGUUGUCUGUAUGUCCUGUAGGAGUGUGCGAAAGACUUUUGCGAUGUUGCAAAUUACGUGUAAUAACGGAUAUAGAUGAUUCCCAGGAAGUAAUGAAGUGACAACGUCGUGUCAACCGCUGAGUCGGCUGCCAAGUGGGGGGCUGAUUCCAUGACGUCAGACAGUUGAGAACUCUAAUCCAAAUUAGCCACCCAAGUCACAUCACCAUGACGCCAUCAUCUAUAGAUUACAAGCCUACGUCAUUGCAUUUAGAUGUUUAAGAAUAAGACAGCUUCGUAUUCGCUUCAGUUGGAGUAUCUUUCUGCUGUUCCAAGUUAUUGGGCUGCAUUAGUGUAAUAAAUGUGUAUAUGUUGAAAUCUGUAUAGAAUAGAAACGCAAUGUGAAAAGGGAAAAAUCAACACUGUAUAGUUUGUGUGAAGAAGAAAAAAACAUAAAAAGGAUAAAAGUUUCAAAAAAAGUAAUAGAAGAAAAAGUACCUAAAGUCAUUGCAAUAAUAUUGCUUUGAUGAUGGGUGUAGUUUGUGUUGUGAGGCUUUUGGUGAUGAAGAUCCAGGGAAAUCUUAGGCUUGGCGUGAUUUCAAAAGUAUGCCACAGAUUUGAGUGAACAAAUUGAGAGCAAUAGUCAGUGUGACAGAACAUUGGUGUUUAGUCGGAAAAGUAAACUGGCUGUGACAUGACUUUCAAAGUUGUUGAGUUCUGCUUGAGCUCUUGAUUGCUCGUUUCGGAGGAAUGUGUGAAAGUUAGAGAAAAAUGUUGAUGAAAGAACCAGUUUAUUUACAUGUAUCCCUGAUUUAGUGCGUCUCCUACUUGAAAUACUUUUGAGACCGGAGAUUUUCUGUCAAAAUGAAUGACUCUCAAUUAUCAUGCACGUCUGUUGAUUGAUCAAUCAUGACCUAAGACUAGUUUUUCAAUGGGUCUUUUCAGCUGAAAGGUUUAAAUGUAUAAUUGUGUCAUUUUUAUAAAAUUGACCACACAUGUAAAUAUUUCAUUAUUUCAUAUUCAUCCUAAUGUAUAUUUUGUAAUAUUUGAAGCUUUAUAUCAGCUUUUACUCUGGUUGCUGUGGUUAGGAUCUAGAUUGCCCAAAUUAUUUCAGUCUCCCCCUACAGAAAUGGAUACAUGGUUUCCAUCUCUUUCAAUAUGACUUCAUACGGACUUGAAUUGCAAAAUGUGUUUGAGGAUUUUUUAUGGGGAAUUUUUUAGAGAUGUACAUGAUAUUACUGUGUAAUCGUAUUUUGUUAUGUAUACAGUGCUCUUCUGUCAAGUCAGUUUUUUGAAGAAAAAAAAUUGGGCUAAUGAAACAUUACAUGAAGAUGAUGUAGCAAUGUAUUUCAUCUGCAUCAGAAAGGGUGCUAUUUCUAAUAAUCUGGAAAACAGAGGCAUAAUUGUACUUUUCAAGCAUUAACUAUAUUCCAGUUCGAUACUGGGAAACCUUUCCACUGAGUGGGUCCUUCUGAAAAUUCAAAACAAUUUGUUGCCUCUGUCGUGUUAUCUGUGGUCAACAACAAAAAUGUGUGCUUGCCUUACCACAACAAACUUUGUGCUUACGUUGCCAAGAGUUGUUCAGCGUAUGCAUCAGAUGGGUUACGUCUUCACCGGUUACAUGUAUGCACAGGCACUUUUGUCCAUUUGCGUCACAUUGACGAAAAAAUGCCCCACAAAUCUUUGGAGAUUUCAUGCAGGAAAUCAAAAAUAUAAGUGAGCCUUAUAAAUUUUUGAGGAAAUGCCCCACAAAUCUUUGGAGAUUUCAUGCAGGAAAUCAAAAUAUAAGUGAGCCUUAUACAUUUUUGAGGAAAUGCCCCACAAAUCUUUGGAGAUUUCGUGCAGGAAAUCAAAAAUAUAAGUGAGCCUUAUACAUUUUUGAGGAAAUGCCCCACAAAUCUUUGGAGAUUUCGUGCUGGAAAUCAAAAAUAUAAGUGAGCCUUAUAAAUUUUUGAGGAAAUGCCCCACAAAUCUUUGGAGAUUUUGUGCAGGAAAUCAAAAAUAAAGUGAGCCUUAUAAAUUUUUGAGGAAAUACAGCUGUUAAACGAAAUGCUUAAGUUCAAUUGAAAGUUCAAAGUCUGAAGUAAUUUGAAAUGCUUACUUUGCCAGAAUCAGACCAUACAUUGCCAAUAACGAGCUACAUGUAUUUAUAGGAAAAUACUGACCGAUAUUUCAGCCAUUUUAUUGGAUAACAACAGUCACACACACACCUUGUUAAAGUAGUAUAUAUAUUGCACCAUUCGUUAUUUGCAUCUCAGGAAAAACAAUGCAUUUUCCAGUAUCUUACCAGUAUAGCAAAAAACUUUUGUCAGGAACUACGCGUAUCAGCCUUGGUGAUCAUACGGUAAGCUUUCGCCUGUUAUAUCAUGACAAUGGGACCAAUAUUUUGGUCAGGACAUUUACUGUACAAUAGUACAAGUCUCAGAGAUGCUCGAUAGACAGAAAUAAAAACACAUAUUGUCACUUUUUGGUAGCAUUCUUUAUAUUAAGAAAAUAGUAUUCAUAUGACUUGAAAAUAAUGUCUUUGAAAUACACAAUACUUUAAAUUCAGUUGAAGUUGACAAGCAAGUUUAGUUUAAGAAGCACUAAAAUAAAAACUUGAUUAUUGAUACAAUUUAACACAGAGCAGUUAGUUCAGAAAAUUCGCAGGAAUUCAUGCACUUUGUUCGAACCUAUUAAGUUCGAUGGUUGUUGACAAAUUCUGCCAGUGUUUAUGUCUGGCCUGCUUGUGCAGCCAUGGCGGGCGUGGUCAUGUCAAGGAUUGUCGUACUGGGAAAUGGGCCUUCAUCGUAUUUUUUUGCACAACCCUUGUGCCUAGUUUGUUCCUGUGCAAAGUGAACAAUGAAUAAAAUAAAAUAAAAUAA
Molecule: messenger RNA, 8022 nt
Organism: Lineus longissimus
Lineage: Eukaryota; Metazoa; Nemertea; Pilidiophora; Heteronemertea; Lineidae
Product: sodium- and chloride-dependent glycine transporter 1-like
Exons: 13
Coding region: 919-3078 (719 amino acids)
Biological process (GO): sodium ion transmembrane transport
Cellular component (GO): plasma membrane
Molecular function (GO): L-amino acid transmembrane transporter activity
Source: RefSeq, a predicted model, not a curated record